Messenger RNA from Drosophila elegans, 1930 nucleotides. RefSeq names its product ERI1 exoribonuclease 2-like. Gene Ontology annotation, biological process: exonucleolytic trimming to generate mature 3'-end of 5.8S rRNA from tricistronic rRNA transcript (SSU-rRNA, 5.8S rRNA, LSU-rRNA). Lineage: Eukaryota; Metazoa; Arthropoda; Insecta; Diptera; Drosophilidae. Bases 614 to 1459 code for a protein of 281 amino acids. The transcript is spliced from 3 exons. The record is from RefSeq and is a predicted model, not a curated record. Gene Ontology annotation, molecular function: nucleic acid binding; 3'-5'-RNA exonuclease activity.
AUUUAAUGCCGCUGCACUUGUGAACGGGCGCCGACCGAGUAAAACUGAAUUGUAAAUGCGGACCGCGAACGAUACCACACUCAAUAACUAAACGCUACCGGGCCGCAAAUAAUGCAAACAACUAGAGUGCACUUUUAUUGACCGGUUGAUCGGCGACAUUGCAGUUGCAAUUGCAAUACGAUUUACCACAAAUGCGCUUGGUCGCUCGAUGUCCAAAGUUCUACAAGAAUAUCAAGAGAAGAUACCGACUGUGCGUGUGGGAAAAUGUAAACAAACGAGUUAAAUAAAUAGCAAAAAAAACUACCUAGGGAAAUAUCGAAAAAGCGCAGCGUUAUUGUUGUGCCGGCUGAAUAACUGUUAGUGUGUCGGUGUGCGUUUUCGUGAGUUUGUGUGUGUGAGCAGACAACAAAAGAAAUUGCGCUCGCUCUGCUUCUUCCUCUUAGUCCUCCCUUUCGCGUAGUUACCGUUACUUUCUGCACUGCCAAAAUUGCAACAAAACAAAAAGGAUAGAGAUAAAUAAAUAAACUGACGAAUUUUGAAUAGCAUACAUAUAUUUAUAGAGGUUCUGCCAAAAGUAAAGUCAAUUAUAUAGUCGGGUAGUCAAACAACAAAGAUGGCCUUGAUAAGACUGGCAAGACAACUGGGCCUCAUCGAUACUAUAUACGUGGACGGAGCUCGCCCAGAUCCAGCCAACGAUCCCGAGGAGUCGCUCAACGAGGACGAAAUCACAGCAGCCAACACAGUGCCCCUUAAAAGCAAGAAGUCCAGGAAGUCAAAGCAACUGGCCAUGCAGCCCUACACGUAUGUGAUUGCCGUGGACUUUGAGGCCACUUGCUGGGAGAAGCAGGCGCCCCCGCAGUGGCGAGAAGCGGAGAUUAUUGAAUUCCCAGCCGUGCUGGUCAACCUGAAGACGGGCAAGAUCGAGGCGGAGUUCCACCAGUACAUACUGCCCAUCGAGUCGCCACGCUUGAGUAGCUACUGCACGGAGCUGACGGGCAUCCAGCAGAAGACUGUGGACAGCGGAGUGCCGCUGCAGACGGCACUGAUGAUGUUCCACGAGUGGCUGCGCAAGGAGCUGCGAGCCCGCAACCUCACGUUGCCGAAGAUGAGCAAGUCGAACAUACUGGGCAACUGCGCCUUCGUCACCUGGACGGACUGGGACUUUGGCAUCUGCUUGGCGAAGGAGUGCACCCGCAAGCGGAUGAGGAAGGCGGCCUACUUCAACCAGUGGAUCGAUGUGCGGGCCAUCUAUCGGUCGUGGUACAAGUACCGCCCGUGCAACUUCAGCGACGCCCUGUCGCACGUGGGACUGGCCUUCGAGGGCAGGGCCCACUCGGGGAUCGACGAUGCCAAGAACCUGGGCGCCCUCAUGUGCAAGAUGGUGCGCGACGGAGCUCUGUUCUCGAUCACCAAAGAUCUGACGCCAUAUCAGCAGCUCAAUCCCAACUGCGUGUUGUGAGUUCCAGCGGCCAGCAAAUCCCUCCAAAACGAAAAGAGAUGAAACGGAACGCAGAAUAUCCAUUUAGUUACUGGAUUUUAUUUAAUUAUGAAUACGAAACGCAAAGAUUGAGAUGAUGUGUAAAGCGACAGCUAGAGAUAUUGCAUGAAAUUUAAAAUUGUCUUUUUUUUUUUUUUUUUGGUAUUUGCCCAUAAUUUUUUGUAACGGCAAUUGAUAAGACUUGAACAAUUCGAAGCAUCGCAGCGAUCAUACAUACAUAUAAUAUAUAAUAUAUAGAUAGCUAUAAAUAUGGCCUUAGAGCAUACAUAUUUUUCUACCAUUCAUACUUACUUGAUAAUGCUUAGUUGUAGUCUAUAAUACGGAAUGCAAUACUUAUUUUAACGACUUACACCGCCUAAACUUUAGGAGAUAAUUAAUAAAACGACAAUAGCUACAUAUAAAUAUGUGCUGUCAAUUGCGAUAUCCAGAAAA